Urocitellus parryii (Arctic ground squirrel) is the source of this 1347-nucleotide messenger RNA. It is a transcript of the gene Znf32, whose product is annotated as zinc finger protein 32. The record is from RefSeq and is a predicted model, not a curated record. NCBI's taxonomy places the organism in Eukaryota, Metazoa, Chordata, Mammalia, Rodentia, Sciuridae. Gene Ontology annotation, molecular function: RNA polymerase II cis-regulatory region sequence-specific DNA binding; DNA-binding transcription factor activity, RNA polymerase II-specific. Gene Ontology annotation, biological process: regulation of transcription by RNA polymerase II.
CGGUCGGGUCCAUGCGCCCGGGCGAGGCGGGGCCGCGCUGUCAGGCCGCCCCUGGGCCCUCCGCGCGGCCGCGAGCAGGCCGGGCCUUGAGGGUAGCGGCCCGCGGCCCACAGAGAAGCGUCCACUGGGCUGGAAGCAGGAGGCUGAGUCCAGGACGCGGGGCGGGCCUGGGGGCCUGCGGCAGGCGGGGAGGGUCUGCAGCGCGUAGCUGGGCCCCUAGGACCGCGGUGUCGGCAGGGCCAGGCGUUUGCGAAGGCACAGCAUUCUGCAGAGGGAAGGGACACAGGCAGCAGGUGCUCAGGAACAGCCCAUGGAAGAAUUAUAUGAAGAGGUGGUGAUUAAGAUUAUAGAGCAGGAGUGGACAUGUUUGGAUUUCCAACAGCUACCCUGCUGGACUGUCAUGGAAGAUAUGCCCAGAAUGUAGCAUUUUUCAAUGUGAUGACAGAAGCUCACCACAAAUAUGAUCACUCUGAGGCCACAGGAUCCUCAAGCUGGGAUUUCCAGAAUUCUUUCAGAAGAGAGAAACUGGAACAAAAAUCCCCAGAUUCUAAGACACUACCGGAAGAUUCACCUGGAGUGAGACAGAAGGUCUAUGACUGCCAAGAAUGUGGAAAGUCCUUCAGGCAAAAAGGUAGUCUAACAUUACAUGAGAGAAUUCAUACUGGUCAGAAGCCAUUUGAGUGUACCCAUUGUGGAAAAAGCUUCAGGGCCAAAGGCAAUCUUGUUACACAUCAGCGAAUACACACGGGAGAGAAGCCUUAUCAGUGCAAGGAGUGUGGGAAAAGCUUUAGUCAGCGUGGUAGUCUGGCCGUCCAUGAGAGACUCCACACUGGACAGAAACCCUAUGAGUGUGCCAUUUGUCAAAGAAGCUUCAGGAAUCAAAGUAACCUUGCUGUUCACCGAAGAGUUCACAGUGGUGAGAAGCCCUAUAGAUGUGAUCAGUGUGGAAAAGCUUUCAGUCAGAAAGGAAGCUUAAUUGUUCACAUUAGAGUCCACACAGGUCUAAAACCCUAUGCCUGUACCCAGUGCAGGAAGAGUUUCCACACCAGGGGGAAUUGUAUUCUGCAUGGCAAAAUCCACACAGGAGAGACACCCUAUCUGUGUGGUCAAUGUGGAAAAAGCUUCACUCAGAGAGGAAGUCUGGCUGUGCACCAGAGAAGCUGCUCACAAAGGCUCACCCUUUGAUCAUUCUAUUCAAAGGAAGUUUUAUUUCUGAAUUAAGGGUACAAAACCCUCUGUUAUUGAGCUGCAUAUCCAGUUCUAUGGAAUGAAUGGAGAAUAUUCUAGGAAGACCAGUAGGGCAAACAAACUUUUUUCCUUAUUCUCAGAUGAGUAUGAAAAAUAAAU